GUAUAUACAAAAGAACACUAAGUGUGUGCCUGUGUGUAUGAUGAUGGUGUUGACUCUCCAGUGGACAAAGGAUUAAUGCCACACAGCAAGGACUCUCCUUUUCCCUCAGCGGUCCAUGGAAAGAGUAGUUAAGACCUCGAGCGGUUUAACUGAGCAGUUUAUAAUCCAGAAAGAGUCUAUUUCCUCAGAAAAGCCAUAGAAAUUCCAGAGCAGAUUAACUAACAAUGCGUAGCAAAAGCACUGUUUCUUUCCUGGUUAGAUUUUUUGGCUGUUGUUAAAGGGAACUUUUUAAAUAUAAUGUAACAUAUUGAAGUGAAUGGUCUGAAUGGACUCCAUGGAAUCUUGGUCUCUCUCUGAAAAAAAACUCUUGCUGUGAAGGCUGUGUUUGUUCACAGUAGGAUGCUUGCUAAAAUCUGGACUUUUCUUCAACAAAGGCAAGGCUGGUGCAUAACGGAAUCUAUGUAACAGCUUGUGUGUCUCAAGUGAAGUAUUUGAUUUAUUUUGAAGUCAAACCUUUUAGAUGUACUUUGUCCAUAUGUUCUAUAAUGGGAACGAACAGGUAUGUUACCAUCUCUGCUUCCACUGGAUAUUCUUUUCUGAGGUAGGCUACAAGUCUCAUCAACUGGAGAACAACAUUUUUUAAACGUGUUUUUUUAACUUGAGUGUUUUUACUCGCUGGCAUUUUUUAGACGUGUUACAAAAGACGUUGAAGUGGAGAAUCACAUUCCUUGCUUCAGCAACUUCUCUUCUCAAGCAAACCCACUUCUAGUUGUGUCUCACAGCCAUGGCCUUUGGAGACCUUCUAGAACAGGUGGGCAGCACGGGCCGCUUUCAGGUCCUGCAUGUCACCUUGCUCUGUAUGCCCAUCCUUAUGAUGGCCAGUCAUAAUCUGUUGCAGAACUUUGUGGCCUCAGUACCCCCCCACCACUGCAGUGUCCACAGGAACCUGUCCCUGUCUAGUCUGAGCCCGGAGCAGGUUCUGCUGCUCACCGUGCCCCAGGACAUUAAGAACAGCAGGCCGGAGAGAUGCCUGCGCUAUGCUGCGCCCCAGUGGCAGCUCCUGUCAGAGAAUGGGACCUACAGUCUGAAGGUGAAGCGAGACAGUAGUAAUGAUACUGAAGACCUUCUAGAUGCUGAGCUGCAGGGCUGUAAAGAUGGAUGGGAGUACAGCAUGACAGAGAUGAGUUCCACAAUUAUCUCUGAGUGGGACUUGGUCUGCGAUCUUCGCUCGUUGAAGCAGAUGGGACAAACCAUUUAUAUGGGAGGGGUGCUUGUGGGAGCUGUAAUCUUUGGGGGACUGUCGGACAGAUUUGGACGGCGUUUCCUGCUGCUAAUCUCCAACCUGUUGAUGGCAGUGGGAGGGACAUGUGCUGCCUUCUCCACCUCAUUCUCCGUCUUCUGCCUCUUCCGCUUCAUCACUGGCAUGGCCCUUUCUGGCCUGGGGCUCAACUCCUUCUCUCUCAUUGUGGAGUGGAUUCCCACAAGAGUGAGGACAGUGGUGGGUACAGGGACAGGCUACUGUUACACAAUGGGUCAGCUGAUCCUGGCAGUAGUGGCCUACUUCAUUCGGGACUGGCGCUGGCUAACGCUGGCUGUCUCCGUACCUUUCUACAUCACCUUCCUCUACUCAUGGUGGUUCCUGGAGUCUGCAAGAUGGCUUGUCCUGAACAGAAAGUCUGAGCAAGCGGUCAAAAAUCUCAAAACAGUGGCCCGAAUCAAUGGACGCCGUGAAGAGGGUGACAGAAUCAAUCUUGAAAUGCUGCAGGAUUCCAUGAAGAAGGAGAUGUCCUGCUCACAGGGCUCCUACUCUGUAGUAGACCUGCUCCGCACGCCCACCAUGAGGAACAUCACCAUCUGUCUCAGUGCUGUCUGGUUCUCCACGAGCUUCGCCUACUAUGGUCUAUCUAUGGAUCUGCAGAAGUUUGGCGUGGACAUCUACUUGAUUCAAGUGAUAUUCGGAGCGGUGGACAUCCCUGCCAAAGUAGUGGUUACAGUGUCCAUGAGUAUAUUUGGGAGACGGCCCUCACAGUGCGCUGCACUCAUAUUGUCUGGAGUCACCAUUUUGAUCAACAUAUUGGUGCCAUACGAAAAACAGACAGUGCGCACCACUCUAGCCGUGCUGGGUAAGGGGUGCCUGGCCGCGUCAUUCAACUGCUGCUACCUCUACUCUGGAGAGCUGUACCCCACCAUCAUCCGGCAGAAUGGCAUGGGCUGGGUGUCCAUGAUGGCUCGUGUAGGAGCGAUGGUGGCCCCCAUGGUGCUGCUCCUUGGGGAGGCUGUCCCGUGGCUGCCUGGCUUCAUCUAUGGGGUAGCCCCCAUCUUAAGUGGGGUGGUCGCCAUCUACCUGCCAGAAACACUUGGUGCACCACUACCCGACACUAUCCAGGAUGUGGAUGAGAGAAGUUGCAAGAAAACAAUCCUCAAUGCCUCGCCCAAGAAGGAGGAGCUGGACAUGGUAGAUACCCAUAAUACCCUGUUCAAGGAAGCUGCCUGAAGACUCAUCAAAUGUUACUGACCUUGCCUGUAUAGUCUAAAUAGAUACUACAGUUGCUUGCUCUACAGUUUUUUCACAAAGACCGUAAGGUAGCAAUCAAUAUUGUAACUGGUCCACUGGUGUAGGAGGAAAUUACCAUGAUUUGUUUUGGAAGACUGAUGAACUAUGAGCUACGUAGAAUAAUGAAAUGAUCUGCUGUGGUACACUGUGGUCUGUUUAACAUUUAAUAUUUCAACAGUAAAACAUGAAUUAAUGCUAGAUUGUGAGUAAAUAAAUAUAUGCUACAGUAUAUUGUGUAUUCUAACUACAACUUUAUUUGCAUCUUUCUAUGGGCCAGGCCUAUAUUUUUAUGAACUUUACUAGUAUGCAUUCCUUAAAAUAAUGACCAAGUUAUCCUCACCUUCUAUCAGUAUGAUCAGUAUGAAUGGUCUUAGCCAUGUGGCUAUAUUGUUUGUGACUGUGGCACAAUUUCCGUUACAGUCCAUGAAACUGGUCAUCUUGACUGGGCAUGGUAUUUGUAGCUGGAAUCGGUUUGUGUAGCUUAGGCCUACAGUAUAUCAGGUAGAAAAUAAAAUGUCAGAUGUUG
This is a messenger RNA of Oncorhynchus kisutch (coho salmon), 3080 nucleotides long. It is a transcript of the gene slc22a6l, whose product is annotated as solute carrier family 22 member 6, like. The transcript has 11 exons. Lineage: Eukaryota; Metazoa; Chordata; Actinopteri; Salmoniformes; Salmonidae. Gene Ontology annotation, molecular function: transmembrane transporter activity. Gene Ontology annotation, biological process: transmembrane transport. Gene Ontology annotation, cellular component: membrane. The record is from RefSeq and is a predicted model, not a curated record. The coding region runs from base 785 to 2494 and encodes 569 amino acids.